GCCAUUUUAGAAAUAAAUACCUUCCCUUAAUUGAUGAAAAUGAAAAUACAGAAAAAAGAUAAGCAGUUGUCCAAGUUAAGAGCUUUGAAUCACUCCCCAAUGUCGGAUGCCUCUGUUAACUUUGACUACAAAUCUCCAUCACCAUUUGAUCGCAGUCCUGAUCAGGAAGAGAAUGUCGAAGAAGUCGCCAAUCAUUCUCUGACUCCCAAGGACCUCUAUUCUACUGAAGAAGAAUCUGACACCCUUUUUCCUAGGAAAUUGACAUCCCAUCAUGGGAUGGAGAAUAGUGGAGGCCGAGGUACUGGACUAAAGAAGAAACGGAAGAAAAAGGAGCCAGGGGAGCAAGAGGGAACAAAGAGAAGCAAGGACAGAGAGCCUAAGACGAAGAGGAAACGAGAACCUGAAGAGCCUAAAGAACCCAGAAGGGCCAAGGAGCCGAAGAGAGCCAAUGAGCCCAAGGAGACAAAGCAGAAAGAUGGUGUCAAGAAGCCCCGGAAGCCCCGGGAGGCCUCCGGUACCAAGGAAGGUAAAGAGAAGAGGAGCUGCACUGAUGAUGGAUCCAGGACAAAGUCCAAGAAGGCCAGCAAGGAGCAAGGACCAACUCCAAUGGAGAGAAAGAAGAAAGGAAAAAGGAAAAAGGAAACCAGCAUGGAGAGUUUAGAGCGUGACCAGAGUCCUCCAAACACAUCUCUGCAGAGUCCUGAGGAGCCAAGUGAGCCUGCAGACAGCCAGAAACAGUGCUCAGGACAGCAAGUAAAGCGCAGAAAAUACAAUGAGGACCUGGACUUCAAAGUGGUGGAUGAUGAUGGGGAAGUAAUUGCUGUUCUGGGGGCUGGCCGGACAUCUGCAAUCUCAGCUUUCACUCUGGCCUGGCAGGCUGAGGAGCCUCCGGAAGAUGAUGCAAACAUAAUUGAGAACAUCCUAGCAUCCAAGACUGUCCAGGUGGUUAACCCAGGAGAAUCUCCAUUUGUCCUAGAGCUUUUUUACAUUAAUUCACAAUUCCUGUUAAUGCUGCUGCUGCUGCAGCUGCUGCUGCUGCUGUCACAGCUCACUGUGGCCUUCUCCUUCCUCAUGAGUUCACAUUGCAUGAAUGCAAGGGAUUGUUCUCGUUUUAAUUUGUUAGAGUCCUUGCUGGUCUCCUUGUCUAGAACUGUUAUUAUGGGCUGCAUUUGCACCAAGACUGGCAAGAAGGCAGCCUGGGUCAUCACCGAGAAGAACUACACUGGCCUGGGUAAUGACUUCCACAACAACAAGGACUUGUGCAAGGAGAUCGCUGUUAUCCCCAGCAAGAAACCCCACAAGAUAGCUGCCGAUGUGAUGCAUCUGAUGAAGCCGACUCGGAGCUUGUGUGAGAGAAACCAGACCACAGCCUCUGUAGCCUUCCCUCUGCAGACUGAUGGUAGCACGCCACUGCAGGCCUUGCAGAGUCCUUCCCAACUUCGGCUACAACGACAGCCCUGCUUCCAAUAUUGA
This is a messenger RNA of Mus pahari (shrew mouse), 1473 nucleotides long. Its product is annotated as chromodomain-helicase-DNA-binding protein 6-like. Lineage: Eukaryota; Metazoa; Chordata; Mammalia; Rodentia; Muridae. Gene Ontology annotation, biological process: translation. Gene Ontology annotation, molecular function: structural constituent of ribosome. The record is from RefSeq and is a predicted model, not a curated record. Gene Ontology annotation, cellular component: ribosome.